Peronospora matthiolae is the source of this 1692-nucleotide messenger RNA. Lineage: Eukaryota; Oomycota; Peronosporomycetes; Peronosporales; Peronosporaceae. The record is from the annotation of a GenBank genome assembly.
AUGGACGCCUCCUCCCUCCGCAUCUCCAAGUUCGAUGGAACUAACUUCCACGCCUGGAAGUUCAAGAUGCAGAUGGUGCUGGAGGAACGGGACCUAUGGGAGGUCGUCAGCGGUGAGAUCAAGGCGGAACAGUGCGAGACUCAGUUGGACCAAGCGACGUACAAGAGGAAGUCAAGAAAGGCGAUGGCAGUGAUCUGUCUAGCCAUGGAAGAUUCCCAGCUACCGUUGGUCCGGUCGGCAAGUGGUGCAUGCGACGCAUGGUCAAGGUUGGAAGACCACUUCGAGAAGAAGAGUCUUGCCAACAAGCUGUUCUUGCGCCGUCGCUUCUUCACGACAAUGAUGGAAGAAGGCGACGAUGUGCUCGAACACAUCAACAAGCUCAAGACGCUGGCGGAACAGCUAGAAGCGGUGGGGGCUCCAGUCUGCGAGGACGAUCUGGUGAUCACACUCCUCGGCAGCCUGAGUGACUCGUAUCAAUUCUUGAUCACAGCUUUGGAGUCGCGCUCAGACACUCUUAGCUGGGAGCUCGUGACGUCUCGACUGCUUCAUGAAGAAAUGAAGCGGAAGGAGCAAGGAAGUAAAGGUGAUGAAGCUUCGCAAGGUCAAGCGUUCAUCACAAGGGACAAUCAGCGCAAAGGGCGACCAGUGAAGAAGUCCUGGCCGUGCCACAAUUGCGGAAAGAUUGGUCACUGGAUGGCGGAGUGCCCCUCGCGCAUCCAAGAAAACACGGAGAGACACCGGCCACAGCGUGCUCAAGACAGCGGCGACCGCUAUCGAUCACAACGUGCAAACGUCGCUCAAGAAGAAGACUCGGGCGACUACCUCUUUUCGAUCGGUGAAACGACAUCUGCGAAAUCGAGCGACAUCUGGCUGGUCGACUCCGGGGCGACGCAGCACAUGACGUGCUCCAAGAAGUUCAUGCGGAACUACAAGGGGUUUGACGCUGUGGAUGUCCAUCUCGCGGAUGAUGGAAUCGUCCAAGCAAUCGGCAGUGGGGACAUUGUCAUGUCGAUGAAGACACCCCAAGGGAUGAAGAAAGGUGUGCUCACAAACGUGUGGCACAUCCCAAAGUUAUCCAGAAACCUGUUCUCGGUCGGCCGCUUCACCAAGGAUGUCGGCCCAGUGACGUUCACGAAGGAUGGGUGCUAUGGAGAAGCGAAAGGGACCAAGUGGAAAAUUGGUGCCCGUGAAGGUAAAGGACUGUUCAAGCUGCAAAUGACUCCAGUGGCGCCGGAACAAGCAAAUGCAGCCAAGUCGUCGGGAUGUCAAGGGGGCACCAAGUCGUACCUCUGGCACCUUCGGCUUGGCCACAUAGGUCACGAUGGACUCAAUUGCAUCGUGACGAAGAACAUUGGAAUUGGCAUCGACAUAUCUUCGGUGAAGAAGUGGGACGUGUGUGAAGGUUGUGCUCUGGGAAAACAGACUCGAGUGCGCUUCCAAUCAAACACUACAGCUCGCACCUCCAAACUCCUCGAAGUGAUUCACAGCGACGUAUGCGGACCGAUGUCGAUGGCAACUUUCAGUGGAAAACGGUACUUCGUGACAUUCAUUGAUGACAAGUCAAGAUACUGUGUCGUCUAUCUGCUCAAGAGCAAAUCUGAAGUUGCGGCGAAGUUCAUGGAAUACGCUGCGAUGGCCGAAACGCAAAACCGGAAAGCGCGUGAAGUACCUUCAAAGCGACAAUGGGGGUGA